This is a messenger RNA of Anopheles moucheti, 3537 nucleotides long. RefSeq names its product homeobox protein 2-like. The record is from RefSeq and is a predicted model, not a curated record. The coding region runs from base 216 to 2165 and encodes 649 amino acids. The transcript has a single exon. NCBI's taxonomy places the organism in Eukaryota, Metazoa, Arthropoda, Insecta, Diptera, Culicidae.
AACCACCACCAAUAAUAUCUGUGCAGCAUGUAGCAUCUCACGGUGGCAUAAACCCGUAUGGCCAGCAGACGAAUGGCACCCUAGGAUUACAUUUAUCUAGUUUAAGUGAAGCUAAUUUAAAUACUAUUACUACUACUACUACUGCUACUACUACUACUACACACAGCAGCUCUAGUGAUAAGUGGAUAAACUUUGAGGUCGAUUACGACGAUGAGAUGAUGCAGAACGAUGCUCCCGCACCGGCCCCACUGGCAGUGGUGCCGGUGAUCGAGUCACACACGACCGAAACGUUCCCGGUCGGCAGUACGGCUGGCGAUGAGUUUCAUCGGAUGAUGCACCAGCUGGAAGAGCUCAAGGAGAAACCUCUGUUCAGCGAGGAUGAGCUCGAAGAAGCCACCGAAGAUGACGAUCUGUUCGACGACGAAGAUUACAACCUGCAAGAGGUCAUACGUCGACACAAGGAACGGUUGGAGGAAAUCCGUCGAAAGGCGGGAAUCGUCGAUGAUGCGGACGAUGAUUACUACGACGAUUACAGUGCCGAGGAGGACGAGGAAGAGCAAAGGCGAAAGCAAACGAAACUGUCACCAUCUGGCACUGCGCCGGACGAAGGAACCGACAAUGUUAUGCAGGACUAUCUGAGUAACAUCAAGAGCAAAUCGGCACCGCAUCGGUUUAAGUCGAAGCUGGAUGACUUCAACGAUUCCGGCGACGGUGAUCUUCUGUCCGGUAUCGGCAGCAAUCGAAAGCUGCGAAAGAACGAUUCCAUCAAAAUCAUCUCGACACCGAACGGGAAAGUCGGCAUUGUGUACAAGGUGGAACCGAAGGUGACGGAGGAUGAGUCAACGAGAAAAGCAACACCCGAUGGCAACAGUGGCAACGGUGCUGUGUCGAACGGUGGCGGUGCUGUGGAGCAGCGACAAAACAAGAUCACGCCUGUCAUAACGGCCGACGGUAAGGUGGCAUUGCUGUACCGGGGUGCCUCCGACAACGGUGACACCUUCCGCAACAAGUACGAACCCAUCACGGCCAAGGACAUACUACAGUUGAUCGACAAUAAUAAUAAUAAUAACAAUAACAAUAGUAACGGCAGUGCAGCCGGUGGCAACUCACCCGCUAGCGGGGCGGGCUCAAGCAACACUAACAGCAGUAUUAAACAUAUUACCAAUAAUAAUAUUUAUAAUAGUCAUAAUAAUUACGGUAAUAGUUAUGAUAGUUUUAAUAGAAACGUCAAUAAUGUGAUCGUUGAUUCGCAUCCACCGGACACGGGUGAUGAUUCGCGGGAGAACAAUGCUGCCCUCGGUGGUGGAGCUAGUCGUAUUGAACAGGUACCGACGGUAGCGUACCCGCGCAUCACUACACCAAUGCCACGCAACAGCCCGAGCAACGUACAUCACCACGUCGCUCUAUCAAGCACCACCUCGAGCCACGUUCCGGCCACACCGACCAGCAGCAGCGCGUUCGGCAAGCUGGACGGUACGCUAAUGUCAACCGGUUCCGGUCCAUUUCAACCGUACGAUCGACAGGAAAACUCGCUGCUCAUCAAUCGCCCACUGUCGGAGGUGUUGGGUAUUCGCAAGAAUCAGUACUUGGAAACGAACACAAUCAAAAUACCAAAUAGCGAAACGUCGACGAACAAGAUGCGCAUCGGAACGAACAAUAAUCUGCUGUCCUCGCUGUUGCACAAUCUGCAGCAUGGCGUACCGAACGGCACGAGCGUUGGUGAUCACCGCGAGCCGCAUCUUCGACGACCUGCUGCGGAAGAUGAGCAGCACCGGCGUGCGGGGUACAGUGUGAACGGGUUCAGCCGGUCGCGGUUCUACAUUAACCGACGGACAACACCGGCAUUGCCACCACGCGUUAUCAAGGAGGAAAGCGAGGAAGAUACCUUUAUUGGCGAUGGUGACGAUAACGCACUGCCGGAGGUGAUCAAUCUUGCCAUUAUACCCGCGUUCGAGCAUGAGAUCGACGAGAAGUACAUCCGGCCCCACCAUGGUGAUCUGCAUCGACGCCACCGGCAUCAGUACAAUGUGGCGCCGGGUCAGCCGGCGGUGCACUGUGCGAUGCAGGCCCUGGUGGCCUGCGCCGUGUUGGCGACCUUCUUCGGGAUCGUGGGCACGUACUUCAAGUCGCGCGUCGUCGAUCACAUCCGGGUGCUGUAUUGGUAGGAUUUGUGCGGUAUUCGUUCGGUGCCGAUGGAGCACAACUAUCAGAACUAUUACUACCGGCUGUAUCGGAAGCUCGUGCAACGAUAACGGUCCAGCAAGCGGUGUAACGUUUCCAUCGUCAACGAUCGAAUACCAUGCGGGACCUGCACGCUACAGGGGCGGGAUCUCUGGUGUGGCGUUAGCGAAGCAUAAUAAUUUACCAACUAAGCAAGUGUCCGUUACACUGGUACGACCUGUAAUGAUUUCUUCGCUUGAGUUGCGCACCGUAUUUUGGGGGCGGUGUGUUUGGCUCUGUCGCACCUUCUGUUCACAUAUUGCUGCAAAAACGGACCACCAAAAUGUAACCUUAUCAUUUACACGAGCGAUAAACGCAACGGACGCCAUAUUGCAAGUUUCCUGCGAACUACCACGAGCUUAGGAUUUGAAGGUACUGCCAGCAGAGCAGAUGCAGUGACUCGCGCAUGUGACCGCGAGUAUAAUCCCCAAGUAGAGUAUCCUUUGGUGUACAAUAUUUGUGAAUGUGUCGUCUAAAGCCGUAGCUCCAACAGCCCCACACAGAUCAUAUAAGCUACAGCAUAGUGUGUCAUCGUGUCGUCGUCGUCAAUGAUGUCUCCUGUACGUAUCGGUGUUAAAGCUAGUGCGCGCUAGAGCAAAUCAGAACAAGGUAAAGAAACAAACAAACAAACAAACAAACCAACAAAACGAACAAGGAUACUUGUGGCUGUAGGAGAACUAACACGGGUGUAUAGAAACCGGCUCACUACACGUAAGGUCAGCUGCCAGGCUGGUGAUUUCGAUUUGCCACAGCCACCGCCAUAACUGUAACAUAUGUUUUGAGCUAGAGUAUAAACAAAAAUGCAUUUUUGUAUUGAUCGUUAGUAGCGAAUCUGUUCACACAAAACUCUAUUCAACUGCAAGUCUUAUAGAGAUAAGUCGCACGCUGGUGUGAUGAGGCUUCGGAGGUUUAUAUCCACACCAGAAGAGGCCGCAAGUGUAAAAAAGAAUCAAACGAACAUCCGCAUCAAUCAUGGAACAGUGCAAAACGUACACCAUUUUGUUUGUUUGUUUGAUCGUUAAAGAUCACUAGGCUGACUAGUUAAGGACAUGGAUUUGUAGCUAUCCGUCAAUUCCUUCUCCUCCCCCUUUUUCGAGUGCUAGGAACAGAUUAUAAGGUGUAGAGACAAAACAAAUAAGGUAUAAAAAAAAACAAGAAUACGAAGAAAACAAAACGAAUUGAUACUGAAGAAACAAACAAAUGGGUAGUCGCGCAAUCAAAACCAACUUUUUUCUAUGGUGAGAAAAAAAAAUACGAUUAAUUGUUUUCUUCUAAGCUAAAUAAUUACCUAAACAAACAAAACCAUACACCACACAA